CAUCAGCACGAGAAUGAAAAGAAGAAUCUGAUCGAGUUUGAAGCGGUUCUUCUUCGUGAAGAUUAAACACUUAAGCUUACUAUUGGGGGAAACGUGACAAGUGUCCUGUGAUGCAGUGGAACGUGCUUUUUCUUGUUUAGUCUGUUGAUUUGUUUAUAUACAAUUCUUGUUUUCGUAGAGAGGGAUAAGAAAUUACUCCUAGUCUGGUCGUUUCUUUUCUUUCUUUUUUUUAACCUCCCUUUUUAGCUUGGGCAGCCAUUGCCGUUAGUUAUACCUAUACGAUUGACUUCUUGGUGUUUUCAACCCAACCAAGACCAAAUCUAAAUCCAAACACCUAAUCAAUUCGGUUGCAAGCAAUUCCUCUUUGACGAUCGUCGAUCAUUAAUCCACAUACACCUACGGACAGCAAUCGACAAGAUGUUGGCCCUCACGCAUAACGACCAUAGUGCCCCGGAGCUGACCUUGGCAGUUCUUGGCUGCGGUACCAUGGGAAUCGCAAUUCUCUCCGGAAUCUUAAGUUCCCUGCAGGAAAUGUCCGGUCCCAAGCCACUGCAGACGCCUACCGGAAGAUGUACCCCUGCGGACGAGGUCCCCGCCCGUCUCCCCUCGCGCUUCAUCGCAUGCGUGCGCCGACCCGAGUCUGCAAAGAAAGUCAAGCAGGCUCUGUGGGAGCAUAGUUCCUCCGUCAAGGUGGUCCAGAAGGAUAAUGUUGCCGCAGUUAUGAAGAGCGAGGUUAUUAUCCUUGCAUGCAAACCCUACAUGGUUGAAGACCUAUUGAACGAGCCGGGCAUAGCCAAGGCUCUCCACGGUAAACUCAUGAUCAGCAUUUGCGCCGGUAUCACUGUUCCCCAGAUCGAGAAGAUUCUACACGGUGCCGUCCCCGAGAAAGAUCCUGAGGUCGACGGACGAUGCAGAAUCGUAAGAGCCCUACCUAACACAGCCAGCAUGGUCCGACAAGGUAUGACCGUAAUCGCGAAUUCCACUCCCCCCUUACCUCCCCACACCUCCAGCCUUGUGACCUGGAUUUUCAAGCGUAUCGGCGACGUUAUCUACCUUCCUGCCAAGAACAUGGAUGCCUCGACAGCACUCGCCGGCUCUGGUCCAGCAUUCUUCUCCCUCGUCCUCGAAGCUGCUAUCGACGGCGCAGUGUCUCUGGGUGUACCACGAGCUGAGGCUCAGAGAAUGGCAGCUCAGAGUAUGAAGGGUUGUGCUGCGUUGGUCCAGAACGGAGAUCACCCGGCCCUGCUUCGUGACAGGAUCAGCACACCAGGUGGAUGCACCAUCGAGGGUCUCUUGGUACUCGAGGAGGGAAAGGUACGAUCAACUGUCGCCAAAGCAGUGAAAGAAGCCGCCGUCGUUGCUAGCCAGCUUGGAAAAGGCACCUAGGUAGAGUGAGGAUUACCUCUAAAUGUGUAUAUUGCAUGGAGUUUGCGGCGUUUGAAAAUAGACUAGAAUCACAGUUGAGAUC
Annulohypoxylon maeteangense is the source of this 1468-nucleotide messenger RNA. Its product is annotated as pyrroline-5-carboxylate reductase. Gene Ontology annotation, molecular function: pyrroline-5-carboxylate reductase activity. The coding region runs from base 418 to 1386 and encodes 322 amino acids. The record is from RefSeq and is a predicted model, not a curated record. The transcript is spliced from 2 exons. Gene Ontology annotation, biological process: L-proline biosynthetic process. NCBI's taxonomy places the organism in Eukaryota, Fungi, Ascomycota, Sordariomycetes, Xylariales, Hypoxylaceae.